GGAAGGCACCAGCGCCAGCAGAGCAGGUGGACUCCCGAGAUAGACCAGGGGCCGCCUGGCAGCUGAUUGUCCUGUCUGACCCGGACUUCUGCCUUCCAGACAUGGCCCCGGGUCCCCUCGAUCCCCAGCCCUGUGGCCCGGCGAGGGUGAAGACAGCCUAAGCACUGCCACUCCAGGGCCAGUGCCCAUGCCCCUGACUUGGGCAUAGCCUGUCCCUGGUCCGGAAGUCAUGGAGACAGUGGCCCCAGCUAUGGACCUGGUACUGGGUGCCUCGGCCUGUUGCCUGGCCUGUGUCUUCACCAACCCCCUGGAGGUGGUGAAGACGCGGCUGCAGCUGCAGGGGGAGCUGCAGGCCCGGGGCACCUACCCUCGGCACUACCGGGGCCUUAUGGCUUCUAUAGUCGCGGUGGCCCGUGCAGAUGGGCUGUGUGGCCUGCAGAAGGGGCUGGCUGCUGGCCUCCUCUACCAGGGCCUCAUGAACGGCGUCCGCUUCUACUGCUACAGCCUGGCAUGCCAGGCUGGCCUCUCCCAGCAGCCGGGUGGCACGGUGGUCGCAGGCGCUGUGGCGGGCGCACUAGGAGCCAUCGUGGGGAGCCCAGCUUACCUGGUCAAGACGCAGCUGCAGGCCCAGACAGUGGCCGCCAUGGCCGUGGGGCACCAGCACCAUCACCAGAGCGUCCUGGGUGCCUUGGAGACCAUCUGGCGGCAGCAGGGCCUGGCAGGGCUGUGGCGGGGCGUGGGUGGGGCCGUGCCCCGAGUCAUGGUCGGCUCAGCCGCCCAGCUGGCCACCUUUGCCUCCGCCAAGGCCUGGGUGCAGGAGAAACAGUGGCUCCCGGAGGACAGCUGGCUGGUGGCCCUGGCUGGAGGCAUGAUCAGCAGCAUAGCUGUGGUCGCAGUCAUGACCCCCUUCGAUGUGGUCAGCACGCGCCUGUACAAUCAGCCCGUGGAUGGAGCAGGCAGGGGCCAGCUGUAUGGUGGCCUCGCCGACUGCCUGGUGAAGAUCUGGCGGCAGGAGGGCCCUCUGGCGCUCUACAAGGGUCUGGGCCCCGCCUACCUGCGCCUGGGCCCCCACACCAUCCUCAGCAUGCUCUUCUGGGAUGAGCUCCGGAAACUGGCCAGGCGGGGCCAGCACCAGAGCACCUAGGUGGCAUCCUUCACUCCUGACACAGCUGGGCACUUGGCAGGAAGCGACAGCCCGCUCCAGCUGGGAAUGGCCACCCCAGAGUGGGCCCAGGCCCAGGCCCUGCCACAGCUCAGGGAGAGUGUAGACAGCUGUGGUUAACCCAGCCCCACGGUCCACCCAGGGGCCAGCACAUCCUCCCCGAAUCAUCACCCACUCCGUUCUCCAGAAAGUUCUCUUCCCUCUCCAUCCUGGGUUACCUUAUCCCGGAGCCUUACUCACUGUUCUAAUAACUGCUCCAGGGCGUGAACAUCACCGUGAGCUGCACCCCUUACACGCCUCAGCUCGCUUAGUCCACACGGUAUGAGACGGCAAAAUUCUCUUACUGAGGAGGACGCCGAGGCUCAGAAGGGCGAAGUGCCGUGACCAAAGCCACACAGCUUUGAAGGGGCCGAGCCGGGACUGGGGACUAAGCUCUGCCCAGCCGGACCUGUGCCCUUGGCAGGGGCCAGGACCAUGGGGGCUGGAGUGCCCCGGGGGAUCCCCGUGCACUUGGGGAGGCCCUGGGGCGCACCGUGAAGCCGUAGUGUCUUAGUCUGCUAGGGCUGCUGUUAGAAAGGACCUCAGACUAGGCGGCGUAAACAACAGUUAUUUCCUCACAAUUCUGAAGGCUAGAUGGCUGAGAGCAAGGUGUCAGCAGGGUUGGUUUCCUCUGAGGCCUCUCUCCUUGGCUUACAAGUGGCCAUUUUCUCCCUGUGUCCCUCUGUGCAUGUCUGUGUCCUAAACUCUUCAUCUCAGGACACCGUCACAUUGGGUGAGGGCCCACCCGAAUAACCUCAUGUUAACCUAAUUACUUCCUUAGAGCCUGUCUCCAAACACUGUCACAUUCUGAGGCACUGGAGAUGAGAAUUUCAACACAGAGUUUGGGGUGGGGGAGGGGACACAAUUCAGCCCAUCAGCUGAGGGCUUUUCCUGAGGGUCCCCGGGACGCUCAGCACUGUGGGCAUUUGCACAUGUCCUCACGACAACUCUGAAAGCUCCUGAGGUGCCUGUUGCUCAUAUGGGCAGCCCGAGGCCCAGGGAAGGGACGUGACUUGCCCAAGUUGUAGAACUGGGUGUCCUCAUCCCAGGCCCUCUCCCCAAGCUGCAGCCACACUCCCUCCAUGGGCGUGUCCCGAGGCUGGCACUGACCUUUGUUCGAAGUGGACACCAAGUCCCUGAAGGGGCAGGACUGGCUGAGAUCAAGCAGCCUGACUAACUUGCCUGCCACACCCCAUGUUUGCAAAGAGCUGCUCCCCAGGGGCCCCCAUUGCACACUCCAAACCAAUAAAGUUUUCUAUUUUGUCUA
Vicugna pacos (alpaca) is the source of this 2468-nucleotide messenger RNA. RefSeq names its product solute carrier family 25 member 34 (gene SLC25A34). NCBI's taxonomy places the organism in Eukaryota, Metazoa, Chordata, Mammalia, Artiodactyla, Camelidae. The record is from RefSeq and is a predicted model, not a curated record.